AUGAUGCCGUUUCUGGUGACAACCCCUGGAUCACAACAGACUCCGCCGCCACCCAAGCACUAUGGCAUCUCCUCACCCAUCAGUUUAGCAGCCCCCAAGGAGACUGACUGCGUACUUACCCAGAAUCUGAUUGAAACCCUGAAGCCCUUUGGGGUUUUUGAAGAGGAAGAGGAACUGCAGCGCAGGAUUUUAAUUUUGGAAAAAUUAAAUAAUCUGGUAAAGGAAUGGAUACGGGAAAUCAGUGAAAGCAAGAGCCUUCCACAAGCUAUAAUUGAAAACGUUGGAGGGAAAAUCUUUACUUUUGGCUCUUACAGGUUAGGAGUACACACGAAAGGUGCUGAUAUUGACGCGCUGUGUGUUGCACCAAGACAUAUCGACCGAAGCGACUUUUUCACCUCAUUCUAUGAUAAAUUGAAACUACACGAAGAAGUAAAAGAUUUAAGGGCAGUUGAGGAGGCAUUUGUACCAGUUAUUAAACUGUGUUUUGAUGGGAUAGAGAUUGAUAUUUUGUUUGCAAGAUUGGCACUGCAGACUAUUCCAGAAGAUUUGGACCUAAGAGAUGACAGUCUGCUUAAAAAUUUAGAUAUUAGAUGCAUAAGAAGUCUUAAUGGUUGCCGGGUGACAGAUGAAAUUUUACAUCUAGUACCAGACAUUGACAAUUUCAGGUUAACUCUGAGAGCUAUCAAAUUGUGGGCCAAAUGCCAUAAUAUUUAUUCCAAUAUAUUAGGUUUCCUAGGAGGUGUUUCCUGGGCCAUGCUAGUAGCAAGAACUUGCCAGCUCUAUCCAAAUGCAAUAGCAUCGACUCUUGUGCGCAAGUUUUUCUUGGUAUUUUCUGAGUGGGAGUGGCCAAACCCAGUGCUAUUGAAAGAGCCAGAAGAACGGAAUCUUAAUUUGCCUGUAUGGGACCCAAGAGUAAAUCCCAGUGAUAGGUACCAUCUUAUGCCCAUAAUCACACCAGCAUACCCACAGCAGAACUCCACAUACAAUGUAUCUGUUUCAACAAGGAUGGUCAUGAUUGAGGAGUUUAAACAAGGGCUUGCUAUCACACAUGAAAUUUUGCUGAGUAAGGCAGAGUGGUCCAAGCUUUUUGAAGCUCCAAACUUCUUUCAAAAGUACAAGCAUUAUAUUGUACUUCUAGCAAGUGCACCAACAGAAAAGCAACAUUUAGAAUGGGUGGGCUUGGUGGAGUCAAAAAUCCGAAUUUUGGUUGGGAGCUUGGAGAAGAAUGAAUUUAUUACUCUGGCGCAUGUGAAUCCUCAGUCAUUUCCGGCUCCUAAAGAAAAUCCUGACAAGGAGGAGUUUCGCACAAUGUGGGUGAUUGGGUUAGUGUUAAAGAAGCCAGAAAACUCUGACGUUCUCAGUAUUGAUCUUACCUAUGAUAUCCAGUCUUUCACAGAUACAGUUUAUAGGCAAGCAAUAAAUAGUAAGAUGUUUGAGAUAGAUAUGAAAAUUGCUGCAAUGCAUUUAAGAAGAAAGGAACUUCAUCAACUACUACCUAAUCAUGUGCUUCAGAAAAAGAAAACAUAUUCAACGGAGGGUGUCACUUUGACAGCUCUGAAUGAAACGGAACGUGUCACUUUGACAGCUCUGAACGACAGGAGCCUUGAGUUGGCUGUAGACAGCGAAGACAGCAUGUCUGUGCCUUCACCUACUAGCACUAUGAAGACCGGCCCAAUGACUGGCAGCUGUCAGGGCAGAAACAGCCCUGCUCCCGCUGUCAUGGUGGCAUCUGUGACCAAUGCGCAACUUACUGAAGUUUCCUUGCAACAAGUGAAACCCAGCGAAAGCUUGGGUGCAUUGGGGGAAAGCGUUCCUCAGACCGCCUCAAAGCCAGCCCUUUCUCCACCACCAAAGCCCCCAGUCGCCAGAGUUGUCUCUUCAACAUGUCUGGUAAACAUCCACCCAGGCCUUCAGGGAGCACUGCAGCAAACAUAGCAAAUCCUAUAGUAGGAGUCUAGUGGACAUCCUCACUUGUAAAGGGCCAAGGAGACUAAACGAAGAGGAACAAUCUCAUGAAGAGACAGAACAACUCCACUAGAAACCAUUCAGAUAGUGGCUGGCCAUGUGGGAAACAUCCACUACAGAACUCUCCAGUAUCCCUACUCUCCCUGCAAAUCCUGCUCCUGUUACCAAGAAUUCAGUAAGACAGAUUGAACUGACAAAAAUAACCUCAAAGGUCCAUAAACAGUGUCUGCCAACUCAACCUGUUGUCUUCAAAUGCUACAGGGGGAGAGUGAAGGGUGCCAAACUAGAUUUGACUCAAAAUAGAUUUAGCCUUAUUUGGUAACUUCCUUUACUUGGCUAAUCUUGAUCAGAAGUCAAGGUUAGUAGAUGAAGCUAGAAGUACUCUUGUUAAUGUGUCAGCAGCAGUUGUAGUAACUAUUUUAAAGGACUACUGCCCAUAAAGAGAGAAAAAGAGGAAAACACCACCUUCCAGCUAUAUUUGUACCCAUGCCUGACAUCUGGACUGGAUUUAUGUUUGAUGCAUUGUUGGGGAAAAUUUGCAAUACAAACCGGUAUCAGCUUUCCUUAUACUGAUGAUGCACUUCAUGUAUAUUUUUAUUAGAAAGUAGAACUAA
Suricata suricatta (meerkat) is the source of this 2579-nucleotide messenger RNA. It is a transcript of the gene PAPOLB, whose product is annotated as poly(A) polymerase beta. Gene Ontology annotation, cellular component: nucleus. NCBI's taxonomy places the organism in Eukaryota, Metazoa, Chordata, Mammalia, Carnivora, Herpestidae. Gene Ontology annotation, molecular function: poly(A) RNA polymerase activity; RNA binding. The record is from RefSeq and is a predicted model, not a curated record.